GCGCACGAGGUGAAGUGAGGCUAAGCAAUGCAGUCUGUCAUUAGCGUCGUCAUCGCCUGCAAGGCGCGAUGCCGCCAUCUUUGUAGCGGGCAUUGCCCUUACUCGCAGCAGGUGCUGGAAAGGGAAGGCGUAGGAUGGGGACCAUGGCCCAUGAACCUGCACCCUGCACCAUCAAAAGCCCAGUGGCUCUACAAGUGGGAGACAUGAGGACAGAGCUGGGCCGUCCAGGUGUGGUAGUGAUUGAUGUUGUGCUCCCUCACUCUCAGGUCAUUGAUUUGCAAGAAAUCAUAUUCAAGAACUACUACACAGCCUUUUUGACUCUUCGGGUGCAGCGCCGCAGCCCUGCAGAUGGAGGGAAUGAAAGUCCUUCCAAAUGGGUUACUUGUCUGCGGAACUACUGUUUAAUGCCCAACCCACACACAGAGGAAGGCUCUCAGGACUACUUCUCCUUGUCUAGACAUCAGAUGCUUUGUGAUGUGGACCGGGUGGCCGCCAUACGUCUUAUUCUGCGCCAACCAUCUCCAGUGUGGUUGCAUUUCACCAUUGAGGAGUUGCAACUUUUCCCUGGGGGCUUGAAGAGUCCACAGAAAGGCUUUCCAGCUUGGCUUUCUCAUCCGUCACCUCAGGAACAGCCAGCAAACGUGCAUGAGAAUCUGCCUGAUGCUGACAAAGUGUCUUCUGAAGUGCAACAAAUGUGGGUUCUGACAGAGAUGCUCCAAGCCAGCCAGCCAGCAACAAGGAUCGGGCGCUUUGAUGUUGAUGGCUCCUAUGAUCUUAAAAUCCUGUCUUAUACUUGAAUUCUCCCUGGGCCAGAAGUGGGAAAGGCACUUCAGAGGUGAAUUGUCUGGGUUGCAUCCCUAUAUUGUUGAAUAGUUUUGAGGCAGAAGGAAAUGAUGGAUUAAAUCUGUCAGCUUCAAGUUCCAGUCCUUCCUCUUUCUGCUGUUCAGAGAUGUCUUCUUUGCAGUGUUUUCCUCCCAUGCCAUCUUUUCCUCAACCAGGCCCUAUCUAGAGAACAUUCUUAUUUUGCACUAGGCCAUGCAAGUUUGGAUUACCUGGAUUGAAGGUGCCUUACUUGGGCUUUUCAUCUACUGCUUUGCUUUUCCAAACCCUGCUCCUUCAUGCAUGUAAAAGGAAAAAACUGAGCAUCCUUUUCAAGAUACUGGUACUGUAAGAGUGGGAAAUCUCUUGCUUUUCCUAAGGGAAUGGCCUGAAAUGGUUUGAGAAUAACAUGACUGAAAGCAUUUUAUUCCCAAAUCCAAGGCUUAGAAUUCCAGAGUUCAGUGAUGAGUUUAUUUGCUAUGGUUUCCUUUAUUUGCUAUGGUCAGUCCUUUUCCCUUUAAUUAAUAAUUUGGAGACAAUAAGAGAAACUGCCUAAAAGCUUACCCCUUAUUCUCCCCAAAAGAAAGGGUGGGAAGUAUGUGUUCAUUUAGAUGUUUCUUGGUUCCAUCAUGGGCAGUGAUUAUGAAUGAUAAAACAUCUAGUCCAUUAAUAUCUGUGUGGGAUCUUGGUUAUCUAUCCCUAUUUUAAAGAGAUGAGAAUAAGUUAGCUAAUGAUUUCAUAGACCUAGGCCUGACAUCUUUGAAGCUGACAGUGACUUUACUGCAGUACAGGAAACAGUUGUAGCAAAAAAUAUUAUAAAACAAAAGUGAUAGUCUGCACUCUGUGUAAGUCAAACUGUAGCAAUAUUUUGAUUUUCAGUUGAGCCCAUAAUGAUUUUUAAUUGUCCUAACUAUAUAUGUUUCAGGAAGCAAAAUUAGAAAAUCUGUCUGCUGAUGUUCUGGAGCUUUCUUAUGGAAAGUCAAAUUGCAUCACAAACUACUGUCUCAUAUGUAUUUUUAAACAUGUCCUUAUUAACUGUCUGUUCCAUCUCCUCAACUAACCUCUGUUGCAGGUUGUAGAUACUCAUUUCUACUGGGUGAACUAUUGCACACAGACACUACGUGUUGAGAGCUAAAGUGGAUUACUAUUUAUGGGGAAAGGCUGGGUUCAUAUUCCUACGUUAAGUAAGAACUUUCUCUCAUCUUGCCCACUGGCAAAGCAAGUCUAACAUUUCCCCUCUAAGGGCUGCUCUGUCAGCUUAGGAAGAGAAUAUCUGAGCACCUUCUCUAUUUCUGUUGCACCACAUUGCUCCCAGACGAAUGUAUCUUCCUUGUGGUAAGCGACACUUCCUGCAGCAUCUGUACAAUCUGUAGCUGUCAGAUGCACUAAACUGCAGAACAAAAUGAAUUACUACAGUAGGAUCUGCAGCUAUUAUAUGGUUUUUAAUGCUGGACAUUAGAUCUCAGGAGGAGGCUUACUUUGUUUCCUGUAUCUAUGUACUUUCCUCCCUAUUAUUUAUUAUGAACUAUUUAUGUUAUUUAUUUAUAGCUUGAAAGAACUGCAGUAGUCUUCAAAUCCAUUGUAUUAAAUCAGGGUUGAUGUAUGGUCUUUCCCAGCAGAUGCUAAAUGAGUCACAAAUAAAGGACAAUUCCUUUA
Messenger RNA from Sceloporus undulatus (fence lizard), 2475 nucleotides. It is a transcript of the gene NICN1, whose product is annotated as nicolin 1. NCBI's taxonomy places the organism in Eukaryota, Metazoa, Chordata, Lepidosauria, Squamata, Phrynosomatidae. The transcript is spliced from 7 exons. The record is from RefSeq and is a predicted model, not a curated record. Bases 135 to 797 code for a protein of 220 amino acids. Gene Ontology annotation, cellular component: nucleoplasm.